AUGCGCCUUGCGAUCGAACUUGGCCGCAUGGCUGCUUUGAACGGUAAUCUUCCUGUGGGAAUGGUUAUAUUGGAUAAGAAUGGCAAUAUUAUGGGGGAGUGUGGAGACAACAGAAAGAAUAUGUUUCUGGACCAUUGCUGUUUUGCCGGAAUCCGCAAUCAAAGCGAAAGAAUGAACAUGCAGCUAGGCAGAAAGCGAGCUUCGAAAGAAGAUCCCUAUCUCUGCACUGACUAUGAUAUUAUUAUUACCCGCGAGCCCUGUAUCAUGUGUGGAAUGUGCUUGCUGCACAGCCGUGUCCGUCGAGUGAUUUAUGGGUGUGAUGAUCGGAAUGGCUGUUUCAAUUCGCAUAUUCAUCUGCAUUACAAAGAACCGCUAAAUCACCAUUUCCGUGUAUUUCGAGGAGUGAUGGAGGCACAGUGUCGUCAGCUGUGGAAUCAGAAGGGCGAUAACUUGGACUAUUUUGUUUAA
Messenger RNA from Blastocystis hominis, 468 nucleotides. RefSeq lists its product as hypothetical. Gene Ontology annotation, cellular component: cytoplasm; nucleus. The transcript has a single exon. The record is from RefSeq and is a predicted model, not a curated record. Gene Ontology annotation, molecular function: tRNA-specific adenosine-34 deaminase activity. Bases 1 to 468 code for a protein of 155 amino acids. NCBI's taxonomy places the organism in Eukaryota, Bigyra, Opalinata, Blastocystidae.